Didymella exigua CBS 183.55 is the source of this 870-nucleotide messenger RNA. RefSeq lists its product as uncharacterized. The coding region runs from base 1 to 870 and encodes 289 amino acids. Lineage: Eukaryota; Fungi; Ascomycota; Dothideomycetes; Pleosporales; Didymellaceae. The record is from RefSeq and is a predicted model, not a curated record. The transcript has 2 exons.
AUGCCCAAGCAAGAUUCAGUCCGGAUGCUGUUGAACGAGCUCCAAUGGGAAGGGGCUGAUAACGGACUAUCGAUGACGCCGCCAUUUGAGGCAAUACUUGACCUGCUAGAGUAUUUGCCGUUAGCAAUCACCCAGGCUGCGAGUUUCAUGCGGGAAAAUAACGUCACACCUGGAGAUUACGUGGAGACCUUCAAGGAAGUGGAGUUCCAACAUGCGGCGUUCUUGAACGAGGAAUUUGUUGACUGGCGACGCGAUUCAGAUAUGCCCAAUGCCCUUCUCCUCACCUGGAAGCUAUCUUUCGAGCAAAUCAAAGAGAACUAUCCUCUUGCCGCACACCUACUUGCUAUCUUGAGCGUGUUGGACUGCCAUGGAGUAGCGCUCUGGAUGCUCGAUUAUGUCGAGGUUGGGAAGAAGUGGGAAGUUUGGAAGGCGCUGCAAGUGCUCCAAAGCUUCUCCUUCUAUAACGUCAAUAAUGGCAUGCAUCGACUAGUACAGUUAGCGACGCGUGCAUGGAUUGGCCCAGACAGCUGGAACUCCGCAGUCCAAGAUAUAUUGCGGUUCCUCUGCAACGUCUUCGGUGGCUUGAAUGCGCUUGAGUGGGGAAGCUGGGGGACUUUGUCGGAUGCCACUAUUCUAAGAAUCAUGGACUAUUACCCCCACACAAAAAGCGUUCUAAUUGCGCUCUCAGACACGCAGAACGAUGAUCGGACGCUCGCAACUCUUCAUGACUUCUUCGCGGAAUGGGGCACUGACGGCCUUGUUUCGGGUACGUUCACUGAGGAGGCAACUGGUGUAUAUCAGACGAUUGUUCGCGGCGACUACGGGUCAUUGGUGGAGAUGCAUUAUGCUGACGCUACGCCUGCUAUGUGA